GACUCACCGUCAGAUGUAAUUGAUGUAAAUUGUAGGUUAACCACAGACAAUGAUAUGUCAAUUGUCAGUGCUCUUGUGUUGCUAGGUUGCUACUGUUAUUAAAUUAUGAACCCCCACGACCGUGUAGACUAUCCUUAAACCAUUGAGACUAAAAAAACUAGAAUUUGAACAUGAAAUUAAAAAGUUAAAAAAGCAAGCCAAGCCAAGUUUUCAUUUCCCUCCUAUUGCGUAUUCGACGUAUAUUUUCGGCGUUCGAAUUUCACUGAAACUUCGUGUUGCUCUUUAGUGUUUGUUAAUCACUUGAAUUUCAUAUCCAUAAUUGUUUAUUUCAAGAAAUUUACCAUGCGUAAAGUAUCGAAAAGCCGUGCGGACGAUGAUGGCAUUUCAUCUGCCAACGGGUCGGUAAUAAAUGAUGAUCGGUCUGAUACACAACACUCUGAUCAAAAUGAUAAACUUAGCGAGUCUGACGCUGAACCCAGAAGCGAAUCCGAAGAAAAAGAAGAUGGGAAAAAGGGAAAGUCUGCUAAAAGCAAAGGCAAGAAAAGAAAAUCUGAGAAAGAGGACAAUAAUGCCGAAGAAGAAUACGAGGUGGAAAAAGUGGUUGACUCUAAAAAGAUCAAAGGGAAAUUGCAUUAUCUUAUUCGCUGGAAGGGUUAUUCUGCUGACAGUGACACUUGGGAACCAGAAAAUACUCUUUCUUGCCCUGAGCUCAUCAGCAAAUAUCAUGAGGAAAAAGGCAAUUCAACUAAGAAAAAAGAACUGUCUCCAAAGAAAGGGAAGAAGAGAGGAGCUAAAAAAGAAAAAUCAAGUCCUAAGAAGGCUAAAAGAGCCAAAACUGAGUGGGACAGUGAGAAUGCUGAUGAAAAUGCUGAAUAUGAGGUUGAUCGUAUCUUAGAAGUCCACCAUGGCAAGAAUGGCAAAAGGGAAUUCCUGAUCCAUUGGAAGGGAUGGUCUAACAAAUUUGAUUCUUGGGAGCCAGAAAGCAAUCUCAACUGCAAAGACUUGAUCAAUAAAUUCAUGGAAAAGGUGGAAGCAGCCAAAUCCACAGAUGCUCGCAGUUUAAGAGUGGCACCCGGUACUACUAACCGCUUUACCUUACAAGCCCCUUCUUCAGGCCGCAGACUCAGUAAGAGGCGUGGUCAAAAGCAGAGAGUUCGCUACGACGACGCGGAAUAAUCUCAAGUUUAUGACCUCUCAUAACACGAAAGCAGUAGGACCUACUUUUUUUUGGGAUAUUUGGAAGCAGAAUAUGUUUUCCAAUUUUUAUCUAUGUCGGGCCAGACAUCACUACAACUGGGGGCCUACCGCGAAAACCGAUUUUCGCAAAUUGCGGGGAUCCUUCUCUUUUACUCUCACUAAGACGUAAUUAGAGUGAUAGAGAAAAAUGCCCGCAAUUGACGAACUUCGAUUUUUGCGGUUAUAGCCCUGACUAUGAGUUAGAGAGGGGGCCAUAAGCUGAAAGUUGAAUGCUUUUAUCAGCAUGUAACACCCCAUAAUGUAUUAAUAGGCAGCAAUUUGAAUUUCAGUCAUUUUAUCACGAUUAUUUUUGUUUAACCUUUUGAACGCCAAGAACACCUAGGCGUCGUAACUAGUCGUACCCACAGCGCCAGGCACAACUACAGGUGUUAUGGCGGACGCUGUCAAUGUAACCGUCACACUUUCAAGUAAGGUUUACAUUAGCUUGCUUGUGCCCGGGAGCUUGACGCGUUAUUGAUGUUUUUUUUUUUAUGAAAAAAUUAAAAAAGAUAAAAAGGUAAAUGUUGUAGGAACUUGAUUGUGGACGAGCUUAGAUCAUACAUAACUGAAGACGCUAUUCUUAUCCUUCUUAUGUUAGUUUGCUAUGAUAUGUUGCUGGGUCUUGUUUUUUUUUCUUUGUGUGAAAACUCUCCAGCAUGACAGUGCUAGUUCCUUUAUAAUGUAAGAUUUUUUUAACUCAAAGAAUUAUUAUUCAUUUUCUUAGGCGUUUUAGGAACUGAAACUGAAUGUGUUUUGAAAUUUGAUGGGUUCUAUUUGACUCUCUAAACCAAGUGACAUGACAUAGGUAAUGCGUCUUCAAUUAAUGAUUGCUCUACGCUAUGGACAUUUAUUACAAAAUACCUUGUGUAAAUUUAUAGACAUGCAAUUAAAUAGUUGACUCAUGGUUGCUGCAAUAGGUAUCUCAGCUUUUUAAAAAUAUUCUGAUAAAGGUAAGGAAAUGAAAAAUUAGUUAAGAGCCCAUCAACGUGCUCACUAGCGCCACUGCUAAAUAAUUGUGAUUAUUUUAAUUUAACGGUAUAUAUUUAAAGAAGGGGGCCGCUACGUACUGUAUUUUGUAUUUAAAUUAACUAGAAACUAGUUUGAUGUAUCAAAAGGUACUUAAAUACAAAAUACAGUCCGUAGCGGCCCCUUUUUUUAAAUAUCUAUCGUUAAAUUUAAACCAUAACAAUUAUUUUCCAGUGGCGCUAGUGAGCACGUUGAUGGGCUCUUAAUAUGUGUUACCUACUACAACAGACGGACUGGCUAACGUCGUAACUCAGCAAAGAGCUAUUAAAAUUACCGAAAGGUAUAUUCAGUUAUUUCGAAAGUUAAGUUGAAUAUGAUAUUCAGGGUGUUUUUCGAAAUUCUGAAUUGUUACAUUACUAUGCGUUUUAUAGACUGAAUUGGUGCAACCGAUUCAGUCUAUAAAACGCAUUGUUUAUUUGAAUUACAUGUCUGUAUGUUUACUAAAUCUGAUAGCAGUGGUAUAUUCGGCUUCCAAAAAAAUUGCAAUACAUAUGUAUAUGUAUACAUCUCUAUACUUUAGUCUGUCUCAUCAGGUCAUGGGACUGUAAGGCUUAUAAAAGGAUAUAAAUUUUAACAAGUGUUUUUUUUUCUAGGAUUAAGGAUUUUUUUUAUUGCAUAAUGGUUUAAAAUAAUUGCACUGACAACUGUUGUUUAAAUUAGGAGUUUGAAAUAAAUUAAUAACAUCGGGUUGUAAAGAUUUAUGACUGUAUUUUUUAGUCGUACUUAAGGAUUAUGCUGCAACAUCUGUUAGUGACGGGGAUACCCUUCGAUAAAACCAUUAUCAUGCUAUAAUUUGAUACAAGUACAGUCUAAUUAAAUGGUUAUAAUAAAGUUUCUUUUGUACCUCCAUUAUUACUGCUUUGUAAAAUACACAAAUAAUAACAAAAUCAGGCUUGGGAAAAAAAAUAUUUCGGUAUAAGCCCAAAAUGGUACAUAGUUAUUUUACUAGUAUCUUGUUUGUUCUGUAGGUAAUUACUAAGUACGUAUUUAACUUUUCCUUGAAUUGUGGUGCAAGAUAUUGUAGUGACUGUCACUUUUAUGACACAAAAUAAACUGUAUCAGAAAACACAUGGACUCUUUGGUAUGAAUAUAUAUGGUGUGAUUCUAUUGAUGUUUUGGGGCUAUGUCGAAAUUUUUAAAUAGGUAUGUGUAGUGUUAUUUGUGUUACAAUUACAAGUUUUCGGAGUUAGCGAGUUGUCUAAUAAGAUAUUUGUGCAAGACGACGAAUAUAAACAUUAAUUUUCAAUAAGAUAGCAUUUUUGUAUACUUGUGUAAUAUUUAUUUGCAUUUUCUUGUGUAUUCGACAAAAAUGCAAAUGAAUAAAUUCUAUUAAAAGCCAGUUGAACCAUGAAGACCACAGGCUUUUUGUCUUUAUGCAAUAAACUUAAAAUAGUCAAUGUUGUCUAGUAAGUACAAGAACUUACGAUCUUCAUGGCUGAGGUUCUGAUUUUUACAUGCACUUUUUAUUUUCCGUUGCAUUUAAAAGAAUUCACUAUUUUAUAAAAAUAAGUGUAAUUAAUAAGAUAUGAAUGUGUAAGUAUCCCGAGUGCGUGUCUCAUUUUUGACCUGACCGGUGAUAUGGUUUCAAUUUUAAGUAUGUCUAUUAUUUCUAAAUAUAAAUAGUUCAAUAUAAGAA
Cydia pomonella (codling moth) is the source of this 3898-nucleotide messenger RNA. RefSeq names its product chromobox protein homolog 1-like. Gene Ontology annotation, biological process: negative regulation of transcription by RNA polymerase II; chromatin organization. The record is from RefSeq and is a predicted model, not a curated record. Gene Ontology annotation, molecular function: chromatin binding. The coding region runs from base 343 to 1176 and encodes 277 amino acids. The transcript has 6 exons. Gene Ontology annotation, cellular component: pericentric heterochromatin. NCBI's taxonomy places the organism in Eukaryota, Metazoa, Arthropoda, Insecta, Lepidoptera, Tortricidae.